UGCGCGAGCCCUCACGUCAGGGAAAGAUGCGCGGGAUAUCUUUUAUUCUGUAUGUUGACGAAUAUUUAACGACGUAUGGAUGUAAUACGAUAUAUGAGACGGUCACGUGUUAAAAAUAAGAUAUAAGUCGUUAAAAUUCAAUCUUGUGUGAGAUGAUGCUGAAACUGUAACCAAGAGAUCAGAACAAACAUCAGAUGUCUUCUCAUAUUGAUCCACUGCACGCGCUUCGAUGACUAAUUUGAGCUGUUUUGGACGUCCCCGCAGACGAACGGUUCCUCAGAAUGGAGGCAGUAGAAGUGAUCUGCUCAGGGUUCCUCUGCACUCCAGAGUGAACGGCUGGUCUCUGCCGCUCCAUGUGUUCCAGCUCAUCGCCUGGCUCAUCUACAGCUUCAUGGCCAUCGUCACGUUCGGGAUUUAUAUUCCUCUUCUUCCGCCGCCAUGGAGCUUUGCUGCGUACACUUUUAUCGGCACCGCUUUUCUUCUCCAUCUGUUAACUCACGUGGCGGCCGUGACAACCGAUCCAGCAGAUGUCAGCGUCCGCAGCAGGAAGGAUUACUCCAGCCCCAUGCCCGUGUUUGACAACACCAAACAUAAACAUGUCAUUGAUAAUCUGCGCUGUAUCCUCUGUGAGGUGGAUGUGGGACCCAAAGCCAAACACUGCAGCACCUGCAACAAAUGCGUCGCAGACUUUGACCAUCACUGCAAAUGGCUGAACAACUGCGUCGGAAGCAGAAACUACUGGUUUUUCUUCGUGGCUAUCUCCUCGGCUGUGUUGGGAACGUGUCUGAUUAUUCUUGUCGUGUUGUUCGUCUUCAUCGCACACUACGUGAACCCGGCGCUUCUGCGCAGCGCUCCACAGUUUCAGGCUGUCAAAGGGAAUGGAACGUGGCUGGUUUUUCUUCCGGCCGCUCCGUUGGAAACCAGCUCUAUUAGUCUGAUGGCGUUGGCCUUCAUCAGCAUCAUGUUGGCUCUGGCUUCUCUAUUACUGCUUUGUCACUUAUUGUGCUUCCAUAUUUACUUACUGUCUCAGGGUAUAAGCACAUAUGAGUACAUCAUGCGGAAGCGUCAUCCACCAAACCCUAAAGAAAAAGAGCAGAAAGUUCCUGCAGCGGCAUCUAAUGGAACCAGCACACAGAGUCUCGGGCCGUUGAAAUCACCGGUCGACUGUGACGCUCCGUUGAGCCGCGGGUCCUGUACUUUCAAACUGGAAGACAAAGGACAAACGUCCAGUCGAUUGCAAGAACCCAUCUGUGCCGACUCAGAGAUGGAGGCAGCCAGAAGAGAAAGACACACAGACUACAGCUCAGAGGCACCAACACAAAUGAUUCCAGGUGAGCCUAUGAUGUCACUUCCUGUGGGCUGUAACCUCAGCGAGGUGGAGAAGCCUCAAGGCGCGGGACAGAGCGGUACGACGCGUGUUGAGGGAAUUCCUGUCGUUCAGGACCCGCUGGGAAGCUCCAUCAUGGACACAACAGUGGUUCAUCAGCAGCUCAUGACUGACACGCAGCCGGAGGCCGUUUACCCUCAGUGUUUAGGGUUAAAAGAGACCAUGUGAUUGGCUGAAAGAUGCAUGAUAUGACCUCAUGGAUGUCCAGAGAGUAAUGAGAAGCACAGUUAAAUGCUGUUGAUUGUUACUCAAGAAUACAUCACAAAAUAAUGCUGCAAGCAGUGUGUACUGCAGUGUAUACUGGGUAGUGAACUGGAAAUCCAAUCUGGAAAAGAUAUUCAAUGCUGAGCGGCAACACGACUGAAUCUUGUUUGAUAAAACAAUUUAACUCUGUAAUAUAUGGGGGACGCAUAGUUUUAUUUAAUAACUCAAAGUUGAAAUGCAGGUCACUUGUUGUAGUAGUUGUUUAUAUAUUUUAAAAUCAACACUCGUGUUUCUUUCAUAUGUGUUAUGAUCAUUAACACCACGUGAUGA
This is a messenger RNA of Triplophysa dalaica, 1921 nucleotides long. It is a transcript of the gene zdhhc11, whose product is annotated as zinc finger DHHC-type containing 11. Gene Ontology annotation, biological process: protein targeting to membrane; peptidyl-L-cysteine S-palmitoylation. The coding region runs from base 230 to 1555 and encodes 441 amino acids. Gene Ontology annotation, cellular component: endoplasmic reticulum; Golgi apparatus. The record is from RefSeq and is a predicted model, not a curated record. The transcript has 11 exons. Gene Ontology annotation, molecular function: protein-cysteine S-palmitoyltransferase activity. NCBI's taxonomy places the organism in Eukaryota, Metazoa, Chordata, Actinopteri, Cypriniformes, Nemacheilidae.